Photinus pyralis (common eastern firefly) is the source of this 705-nucleotide messenger RNA. It is a transcript of the gene Vps25, whose product is annotated as vacuolar protein-sorting-associated protein 25. The coding region runs from base 68 to 607 and encodes 179 amino acids. The record is from RefSeq and is a predicted model, not a curated record. NCBI's taxonomy places the organism in Eukaryota, Metazoa, Arthropoda, Insecta, Coleoptera, Lampyridae. Gene Ontology annotation, biological process: protein transport to vacuole involved in ubiquitin-dependent protein catabolic process via the multivesicular body sorting pathway. Gene Ontology annotation, molecular function: structural molecule activity; protein homodimerization activity. The transcript has a single exon. Gene Ontology annotation, cellular component: ESCRT II complex.
UGUGAUUGAAAUACUCUAACCUCACUUAAAAUUUUUUAAUUUUGUCGGAAUCAAAUGGCUUUUUUGUAUGGAUAAAAUGCCAGAACAGUUCGAAUUUCCGUGGCAGCACAGCUUUCCGCCCUUCUUCACCUUGCAGCCGCACAGCGAGACUAGGGCCCGACAGAUAUCCGUUUGGCGCGCCCUAAUUUUGGACUAUUUUAGAUUCGCCAAGACGUGCACUUUGGAUAUACGCGAGGCGUCGCACCAUCCCCUAUUUAACAACGCGAGCAUAAAUCGUAAGCUCGACAACGAGUUCAUACUGGCCGCGCUGUCCGACCUGCAGAGGACCCAAAAUGCGGCGCCCGUCGACAAGCAGAGGCAUCGCUGGGAGAUUUACUGGCACACGCUCGAGGAGUGGGGCAACUUGAUCUAUAAUUAUGUGACGAAUAGGGGAGCAACCGGUUCGGUUCUGACGUUAUUUGAGCUUACGCAAGGCGAGGACGUACAGGACGAGGAAUUCUGCGGACUCGAGACUGAUGUGUUGGUGAAAGCGCUUCGUGUUUUGGAAGGCGAAGGAAAGUGUGAAGUCAUCACGUCGGAUGACCUGGAGGGUGUAAAGUUUUUCUAAGUGCUAUUUCUUAAUCACAUUUUAAUGGUUUACCUUAACAUUGUAUUGUAUGGCAGAGGAGAGUUAACUUAUUUACAUAAAUGUAUUUGUUGCUAAAA